Carcharodon carcharias (great white shark) is the source of this 1209-nucleotide messenger RNA. Its product is annotated as very-long-chain 3-oxoacyl-CoA reductase-B-like. The coding region runs from base 51 to 1013 and encodes 320 amino acids. The record is from RefSeq and is a predicted model, not a curated record. NCBI's taxonomy places the organism in Eukaryota, Metazoa, Chordata, Chondrichthyes, Lamniformes, Lamnidae. The transcript has 11 exons. Gene Ontology annotation, cellular component: endoplasmic reticulum. Gene Ontology annotation, molecular function: oxidoreductase activity.
CGGUGUGGGGAGUGUUUCCGGUCUGCUGUGAGGACCCACUCUUUGAGGCGAUGGCUUCGUCGCUUUCUCUCGGUUCCCUUCCGGCCGCUGAGUUCUUCUACUGGAUCGGUGUGACCGCGGUGACCUGGUUGUCGCUGAAGGCGGCCUGGAGGCUGCUGAGUGGGGCCCGGGUGUUCGUGUUCGGAACGGGGGUCCAGGUGGGAGAGUUCGGCCGCUGGGCAGUUGUUACAGGAGCAACUGACGGAAUUGGAAAGGCUUAUGCAAAGGAGCUUGCCAAGCAUGGUAUGAGUAUUGUCCUGAUCAGCAGAUCACAAGAAAAACUGGAUCAAGUUGCCAAGGAAAUAAGAGAGCAGUUCAAAGUUGAAACAAAAACUAUCGCUGUGGAUUUUGGAGAAGGAGCUGAGAUCUACAACACAAUUGAAGCUGGUCUGGCUGCACUAGAAAUUGGCGUCCUAGUGAACAAUGUGGGAAUUUCUUACAACUGCCCAGAAUAUUUCCUGGAUAUUCCUGAUCUCGAUGACGUUAUCAACAAGAUGAUAAACAUCAACGUUCUAUCGGUCUGCAAGAUGACUAGGAUGGUAUUGCCUGAUAUGGUGGAGCGGUCGAAAGGCAUCAUCCUGAAUGUGUCAUCUGCUAGUGCGUUGUAUCCUGUACCCUUACUGACUCUCUACUCUGCCACCAAGACUUUUGUGGAUUUCUUUUCACAAGCACUGAAUGUUGAGUAUAAGAACAAGGGAAUCAUUGUCCAGAGUGUGCUGCCAUUCUUUGUGGCUACGAAGAUGAGUAAGAUCCGAAAGCCAACUCUGGACAAACCAAGUCCAGAGACCUAUGUGAAAGCUGCUUUAAGCACAGUUGGUCUUCAGGUGCAAACAAAUGGCUAUCUGCCACAUGCCAUAAUGGGUUGGAUCACAACAUCCCUACUUCCAGUCUCUAUGGUCAUUAAGCAGUCCAUGAAGAUGAACCAGGGUUUGCGCGCUCGUCACUUUAAGAAGCUGAAAGAAAAAGGGGAUUGACCAGGAUUUGCGUGAUGAUCAACACAACAAGCUCAAGGAAAAAUGUGAUUCUUUAUCAUGUAAAGCAACAAUAUUCUUAACAUUUUUGGUGGAUCAUAAACCAAGCUUCACCCUCACUCUUUCUUUGUUCUAAUAAGGACCAGGUCGGGAGAUUGGUUGCCAUGUUAAUAAUAAUAAAAAAAAGAAAUCCCUUGGA